AACGGGGGAUGGGGCGGAAGAGGAACGAAAAUGUGGGUGCCUUGCAAAUAGGAGAGCUCCAGAUUUAGAAGGCUGGCCGUAUGGGUGUGUCUUCCCGCCACCCCGUUCACAAAAGUGCAGCUUUUGGCCCGAAAUACAUUUACUAGAGAAUCGAACCUAGCUCUAGGACGAAGCGACAGGUUUUCAGAGACUAGAAGGGGGUCACUUAGGGUAGACAUCGGAAUUAAGGUUUUUGUUUUGUUUGAUUUUGAAAUUAAAGUUUUGAUAGUGUGCCACCCUUUACUGCCCCCUAACACGGCCAGAUGUGGUUGUCGGGAAGGAGGGGAAGUGUGGCUUUAAUCGACACCGGAAGUGUGGCAAUCGGGGCCCAGCCUCAGAAUUUAGUUUUGAUUGGUUGGCUGUGGAGGUUGGGUUUUGAUUGGUGGCCUCGGCCAGACUAUGAUUGGUCGGUAACGGAACGCGGUUGCAGGACUGAUGAAUGAGCGUUGGGGUAGUUGACAGUGUGGCCUAUUCAAAUCCAAGGUUUCACAGACCGGAAGAGUCUGUGUCAUUUACACAUUUGGCAAGUAGGACGUAGAGAGCACCUAGAUAUAUGGACUCCCAACAGAGUUGACGACGAUAUCUGAUCUGAGUGGAAUUAUAGUCUCCGGCCAGAUUCUUAGAUUUUCCUACAGAAAAGUGGGUGUCGAGAGUCGUUUGAGGGCCCAGGAGCAGACUCCAUAGUUCAGAUCCCGGCGAAGGUUCCGCCGCGUUGGGGUUGCUGGGGAAGCUUAGGUCUCUUCCCCAGGGCCAUGGCGGACUCGAAGUUGCUGGUGCCAGAGCUCAACGAGACAGAGACAAUGGGCGCUGAGACGGCGCGUUUCCAGGAGCUGCUGCUGCAGGCUUCUAAGGAGAUCCAGCAAGCCCAGACAAACAGACCAGAAUCAACACAGAUUCAACCUCAACCCGGCUUCUGCAUAAAGACCAACUCAUCCCAAGGGAAGGUUUUCAUCAACAUCUGUCACUCUCCCUCCAUCCCUCCUCCGGCUGACAUGACUGAGGACGAGCUGCUCCAAAUGCUGGAGGAAGACCAAGCCGCGUUCCGCAUCCCCAUGAGUCUGGGAGAGGCUCAUGCCGAACUGGAUGCAAAAGGCCAGGGUUGUACCGCCUACGACGUAGCAGUCAACAGCGACUUCUAUCGAAGGAUGCAGAACAGCGAUUUCCUGCGAGAGCUUGUCAUCACCAUCGCCAGGGAGGGCCUCGAGGACAAAUACAGCCUGCAGCUGAAUCCAGAGUGGCGGAUACUGAAGAACCGGCCUUUUCUGGGCUCCAUCUCCCAGCAAAAUAUCCGCUCCAAGCAGCGACCUCGUAUCCAGGAGCUGGGGAACCUGUACACCGCGGACUCCCCGAGACCUGAGGAAGGCCCUGAGAAGCCUCACCUGAACAUUUGGCUGGAAGCCCCUGACCUCCUCUUGGCUGAAAUCGACCUCCCCAAACUGGAUGGAGCUCAGGGGCUGUCGCUGGAGAUCGGGGAGAACCACCUGGUGAUGGGGGGCUCCCAGCAGCUAUACCAUCUGGAUGCCUACAUCCCCCUGCGGAUCAAGUCUGAUGAGAGCAGAGCGGCCUUCCAUCGGAAUAGAAGGUUGAUGGUGGCGAUGCCCCUUCUGUCGGCGCCUUCUUGACCCAGUGGCUUCCAAGUGCGGAGAAGAGGUGGUGGCUUCUCCAAAGCUGAAAUAAAAGAGUUUUGCCCUUG
Messenger RNA from Pteropus alecto (black flying fox), 1732 nucleotides. RefSeq names its product PIH1 domain containing 1 (gene PIH1D1). The transcript has 9 exons. Bases 792 to 1661 code for a protein of 289 amino acids. Gene Ontology annotation, biological process: rRNA processing; box C/D snoRNP assembly. Gene Ontology annotation, cellular component: ribonucleoprotein complex; cytoplasm; R2TP complex. Lineage: Eukaryota; Metazoa; Chordata; Mammalia; Chiroptera; Pteropodidae. The record is from RefSeq and is a predicted model, not a curated record.